AUGUCUCAACAAGAGCAAAAAUCAACAUCCGACAACAAAACUCCAGAGAAGCCAUCAAAAGACAAAGACACCGAUGAGGAGAAGAAAGACACUCCAAUUAAUCCAUUGGAUGCGGAAGAAAUUAAAUUGAUCAAACGAUAUGGACAAGGAGCUUAUUUUGCCAAGAUAAAAGAUACUGAGGAAGCUCUCAAGAAAAUGGUUCAAGAAGUAAACGAAUUAUGUGGUGUAAAAGAAUCGGAAACAGGAUUAGCAAACCCAAGUCUUUGGGACAUUCAACAAGACAAAGCAACACUUCAACAUGAAAUGCCUUUACAAGUUGCUAGAUGUACAAAAAUUAUCGACGACGACGAGGAAGAGCCAAAGUAUCUGAUCAAUGUUCGUCAAAUUGCUAAAUAUGUGGUAGGCUUGGGAGAAAAUGUAGCACCAACAGAUAUUGAAGAAGGAAUGCGUAUUGGUGUUGACCGUACAAAAUAUCAAAUCAAAAUUCCUCUACCACCAAAAAUUGAUGCCAGUGUAACAAUGAUGACUGUGGAAGAAAAACCAGAUGUAACUUACAAUGAUGUGGGAGGAUCCAAGGAGCAAAUCGAUCAAAUUCGUGAGGUUGUUGAGACGCCGCUUCUCCAUCCUGAAAGAUUUGAACAACUUCAUAUUGACCCACCAAAAGGUGUUUUAUUGUAUGGACCUCCAGGUACAGGAAAGACCCUUCUAGCAAGAGCUGUAGCUAACAGAACUGAUGCUACAUUUAUUCGUGUCAUUGGUUCAGAAUUAGUUCAAAAGUACGUCGGUGAAGGUGCUCGUAUGGUCAGAGAAUUGUUCCAAAUGGCCAGACAACGUAAAGCUUGUAUUAUUUUCUUUGAUGAAGUCGAUGCUAUCGGUGGUACCCGUUUUGAUGAUGGUGCUGGUGGUGACAAUGAAGUACAAAGAACUAUGCUUGAAAUUGUCAAUCAAUUGGAUGGAUUUGAAGCUCGUGGUAACAUUAAGGUACUCAUGGCAACAAACAGACCUGAUAUUUUGGAUCCUGCAUUGAUGCGUCCAGGUAGAUUGGAUCGUAAAAUUGAAUUUGGUCUUCCUGACCUUGAAGCCCGAACGAACAUCUUUAGAAUUCACACUAAGAACAUGAACGUUGAAAAAGAUAUCAGAUUUGAACUUUUGGCUCGUUUAUGUCCAAAUUCCACAGGUGCUGAAAUUAGAUCUGUAUGUACAGAAGCUGGUAUGUUUGCAAUCAGAGCCAGAAGAAAGACUGUUUCAGAAAAGGACAUGCUAGACGCCAUUAACAAGGUCAUUAAGGGUUACCAACGAUUCAGUGCAACUCCAACUUACCAAGAAAGUCAGCACAUUCAAUAA
Molecule: messenger RNA, 1344 nt
Organism: Naegleria lovaniensis
Lineage: Eukaryota; Heterolobosea; Eutetramitea; Acrasida; Naegleriidae
Exons: 3
Coding region: 1-1344 (447 amino acids)
Biological process (GO): proteasome-mediated ubiquitin-dependent protein catabolic process
Cellular component (GO): proteasome regulatory particle, base subcomplex
Molecular function (GO): proteasome-activating activity; ATP hydrolysis activity; ATP binding
Source: RefSeq, a predicted model, not a curated record